CCUUUGAUUACAGGUCCUAGUUUUCAUAAAAAACUAAAAAAAAUUUCACAACCAAACAAAACACUAAUAGUUUCCAUUCACUCUUGUCCUCUUCCACCCGUCACGCCGCCUCUGCUCCCUGAACUUUUUAAUCGGCUUUCCUUCUCGCCGGCAUCCCGCCAUCGUUCACUGCAGUCGCCAGUCGCCAGAGGAUUCCGGCGUAAUUUGUUUGUCUGAUUGAUUCACAUUGAUGUAGCCGGGAAUUAGGUUUUUUUUUUCCCGAUUUUGGAAUUAUGAUUGACUAAUUUGGGCAAGAAGCGGAGAAAACCAACAAAUGGCACGGAAAAAACACCAAACAUGUUGACUCUCGAUUUAUCUAUCGUAAUGAAUGAAAAUAAAGUAGAAGCAAAUAAUGGGACCACUCGCCCCCCAUCAGAUCCUCUUCUCCAAUGGAGCAAAUGGCAGUUACUCGAUUCCAUUCUCCCAACGGGCGGAUUUGCCCAUUCCUUUGGUCUCGAGGCCGGAAUGCAAUCGCGCAUAGUCUCCCACCCCGAAGACCUCCAAACACACGUAAUCCACGUCCUCGAGAACACCGCAAGUCUCCUCCUUCCUUUUGUCUACUCCGCCACAAUAUCGCCAGAUGUCGACACGUGGCAACAUCUCGACGCCAUUUUAGACGCAACACUAACAAACGAAGUGAGCCGAAAGGCAUCGGUUUCACAGGGUUCAGCAUUGAUGAGGGUAUCGGCUUCGGUUUUCUCUGAGAUUCCGGGUCUGAAGAUGAUGAGAAACGUGGGGUUAAGCGGUCGGAAUGUGUGGUUCCACCAUGCCCCGGUUUUUGGGUUGGUUUGUGGGUUGAUUGGGUUGGAUGGGGAAACGGCUCAGAGGGCGUAUUUGUUUGUGACGAUGAGAGAUGUUAUAUCGGCGGCAACCAGGCUGAACCUGGUGGGGCCGCUUGGUGCCGCCGUGUUGCAACACCAGGUCGCGGUGGUUGCCGAGGAGGUUUUGAAGAAGUGGAAGAACCGGGAAGCGGAUGAAGCGUGUCAAACGAGUCCAUUGCUUGAUACGGUGCAGGGGUGCCACAGCUACCUGUUUUCAAGGCUUUUCUGUUCAUGACUUGCAAGACUACGACUGUGACUGAGUGGGACAAAAAUUGUAAACAUUUGUCUUUGUUUCAUGGUCAGUUGUCCUACAAACCUAAGUAGAUUAGAGUAAGCAGGGUUGAAUCCACUUAGAGCAGAGUGGUUAUCCUUUGUGGAUCAAGUAUUUUGUAAAAGAACAACAAAGAAUAAAAGAUUACUUGUUGAAAA
Lactuca sativa (garden lettuce) is the source of this 1289-nucleotide messenger RNA. RefSeq names its product urease accessory protein F (gene UREF). The record is from RefSeq and is a predicted model, not a curated record. NCBI's taxonomy places the organism in Eukaryota, Viridiplantae, Streptophyta, Magnoliopsida, Asterales, Asteraceae. Gene Ontology annotation, molecular function: nickel cation binding.